UACUCCUAGCGUUUUAAAACCAACAGAGCAUCCAAUAGAUUUUUUUUGAUCGCUACAGGGUUGAUUUCUGCAUAUUCUUGCACGACAUAACGAUGAAGCUCAGCACUUAUAUUGUAUUGGUUGCCUCUGUGUCUAAUUUUGGACAAGGCGCUCCGUCCCCGAAUGGAUAUGAAGCUUGUGAAAUACAAGUGGAAACACAAUUGCCGGUCUGUUGUAAAACGCCUAGCCUACGAAAAAUAAAAGGAUGUCUGGAGAUUCACCGCUAUCCAACUGAUCCAUCCGAUUUCCGCACUGCUUGCAAAGCACUAGGACAGCCAUAUGCAAGGUGCUGCACGCCACCUGAUCACAAAAAUCCGAGCGACGACCUCCUUGGCGAUCUCCUCGGUCCGAAUCAAUGCGUGAAACCAGUUGGGAUUGAUGAAUAAUUCAGAAGCAAGCCGGAGUGGAAUACUAUGAAUUCUAUCACUCUAUAGUCUGUCGGUCACAACACUCACGACAGUCACGAUGUCGAAAUAGUUGCUACGCGACGUGUUCGCUUGCUAGCUGGCAAUAAAGAAGCUUCAACAACAAGUGUUUGCCAGCUGGCAAAGGAAGGCCGCUAGCUGGCAGGACCACAACAGCCUUGUAUACAAAUAGAGAAGUGAACUGUGGAAGGAGGAGAGGGAUUUGUCCUUAUUCAAGUUUGUUGUCUUCUUUCUAUCUCAUAUAUAGAAGAGUUAACAAUAGCAUUAUGUUUGGCGAACUUUUCUCGUAAUACCUAGACAGCUACGUGACAGAUGGUCGAGAGCUACCCGAGACCACCACGUGCCUAGCCCGUUACAGUACUAUUCACUAGUGUAAACUUAUUUCUACUUACUCGGUCGCACACCGACACUCCCCAACUUAGUAUAGAUCCUAUCCCAAAACUUACACUCGGAAAAGUCUAUUGGAGAUAUUGCCAUCGCUUCGUUGGUUAUAUGUAAACCUUGAUGGCUGCAUUUUUCAAAUUGCGGCCAAGGUAGUUCCUGCGUUGAAGGUGAUCUUGAGGUAGCCAUUGAAGACCAAGCGGCGAUCAAUGUUUGACUAAUACUCUUGUCGAAUGAACUGCUAUUGCAUGUACCAGUUCCAAAGGGCAUUUGGUCCAUAUUGCCAAAAACAAACGAGAUUUCACUGGUGUGAGCGGCUCCAAAGGCCUCUUCAAAUUCUUUUGGAGGAACAUUCUCUCCGUCCACAUAAAGCCAAGGGCAACUAGGAGUCCGACCGAAGCGAUAGCUAUAAGUUGGCAUGCCAGCGGCCUUUGCUGCCAAAAGAGCUCUUCGAGGCUGGCAAAUGAAGCUAGCCAUUGAAAGAACGUGAGUGAUGGCGAUCAGUAUAUUCGCCUUCGGGCUUGCACUAAUGUUGAAUUUGCUGAGAGGGUAUGCAGCGCCGAUGU
[Torrubiella] hemipterigena is the source of this 1411-nucleotide messenger RNA. NCBI's taxonomy places the organism in Eukaryota, Fungi, Ascomycota, Sordariomycetes, Hypocreales, Clavicipitaceae. The record is from the annotation of a GenBank genome assembly.